Messenger RNA from Salvia splendens (bonfire salvia), 1720 nucleotides. Its product is annotated as phenolic glucoside malonyltransferase 1. The coding region runs from base 214 to 1605 and encodes 463 amino acids. The transcript has a single exon. The record is from RefSeq and is a predicted model, not a curated record. Lineage: Eukaryota; Viridiplantae; Streptophyta; Magnoliopsida; Lamiales; Lamiaceae.
UAAAUACACUUUCUACAAAGAUCAACAAUAUUAAUAUAAUAAUACUCCACUAAUAAUAACUUGAAAUGAAAAAACACGAAAAUUUAUGUGAUAGGAUCAUCAACAACGUAAUUGCUUUUACAUAACUUGGCAGCAUCGCCAUAAAUUCUCCGCCAAGUCCAUCAUCUGAAUACUUUAUCACCUAAUCCAUUCAGACUCCCGCCACCCUAAUCCAUGACGGCGACACCCAAAACCCUCUCCAUCCUCCGCCGCUGCUCCGUUGCUCCUGCCAGCGACGCGGCGGAGCAACGCCUCCCUCUCACUUACUUCGACAUGCUCUGGCUCUACUUCCACCCCAUCGAGCGCCUCCUCUUCUACAAACACCCUUGCUCCGCCGCCGAUUUCACGAAAACCAUCGCCCCGCACCUCGAGAGCUCUCUUUCCCAAACGCUCCGCCACUACCUCCCUCUCGCCGGUAACUUACUCUACCCUCUCGAUUCCGGUAUGCCGGAGCUACGCUACUUCUCCGGCGAUUCAGUCGCUGUCACUUUCGCCGAAUCGAACAGAGAUCCUGCUGAUUUCGAUUAUCUCACCGGAAAUCAGCCGCGGGAAGCGGAUGAUUUCCACCUCUUCGUGCCUAAGCUGCCGGAAUCCACAACUGAUUCCGAAUCCGGAUGUAGAAAAUCUCCUCUACUAGCUAUCCAGGUCACGCAUUUUCCGGAGAUCGGGAUAGCUAUCGGCGUUACUAACCACCACGUCGCCGGAGAUGCGAGCUCCAUCGUCGGAUUCCUCAAAGCGUGGAGCUCAACAGCGAAACUCGGCGGAGAAGCCGAAUUCGCUCCUCCGUUUUACGACCGAUCGGUGCUGAAAGAUCCGACGGGGAGAACGGAGCUAUAUUGGAACCAAAUGCGCUCAUUAAAGUUCGGCGAAUCAAAGCCAGGAGCAAUCACCCCUACCAAUAAAGUCAGAGCAACGUUCAUUUUGCAGAAAACCGAUAUCGAGAAGCUGAAGAAGCCGGUGAUGGAGAGGGAACCGGAUUCCAAUUCCAUCCACAUCUCGUCGUUCACCGUGGCGACAGCCUAUUUCUGGUGGUGCACCGACCGAUCCGCGGCGGAGGCAGGGGAUCAGAUCGGCGACGAAGUUGCCGAAUACUUCGGGUUCGCGGCGGACGCGCGGAGCAGGACGGAUCCGCCGCUGGCGGCGGCGUAUUUCGGUAACUGCGUGGGAUUCGUGUUGGCGGAGUCGAGGCACGGGGUGAUAAAAGGGGAGGAGGGGUUCCUGGUGGCGGCGAAGGUGGUUGGACAGGUAAUUAGGGAUAAGGUGAAUAGGAAGGGGGAGCUGCUGAGCGAUGCGGACGAGUGGGUGGUGAAAUUCGGGCCGCUGUUGGGGAGUCGGGCGUUCGGGGUGGCGGGAUCGCCCAAGUUCGACGUGUACGGCGUGGAUUUCGGGUGGGGGAAGGCGGCGAAGUUUGAGUCGGUGUCGAUUGAUGGCGAUCCCAAUGCGUCCAUAUCGCUGUGCAAAUCUAGGGAUUUUGAGGGAGGACUGGAAUUGGGGGUUUCGAUGUCGAAGAGAGCCGUUGAUGCCUUUGCAACUGCCUUCUAUCAUGGAUUGAAGAAGACCCUCUAGUUCUAGUUCUAGUUCUCCAUUUAUGAAUUUCCACUUUUUCAACUGCUAGAUUAGAUUGUACCAUGUGUUUCAAUUUUCAUUUUUUAAUAAAAUACUGAUAAUUAUAUUUUGUGGA